CUAUUGAGGCCCAAAGGUAAGGAUCUAUUCCCCUUAAUUAUUUCAUAUAACCAACUAACCAUUCUCACCGAUCUCCAUGUUACACGCUUUGAAAUUCUUUUAACGUCUUAAUUCCAAAUACCUUAACAUAAUCAUCAAUUUCUUCGAGAAGACAACAUUGUAUCAUUGCUCUCCUAAGAUAAAUGGGUGGGGAGCGCAUUGUUUACACUUUGGCCCAAGUUUCUGAACACAACAACUCCAAAGAUUGCUGGCUUAUCAUUGAUGGAAAGGUUUAUAAUGUCACAAAGUUCUUGGAUGACCAUCCUGGUGGUGAUGAUGUCUUGUUGUCUUCCACAGGGAAAGAUGCUACUGAUGACUUUGAGGAUGUUGGUCACAGUCAGAGUGCUAGAGCUAUGUUGAAUGAUCUAUAUGUUGGAGACAUUGAUCCAGCAACCAUGCCUGCCAAGGUUCAGCAAACUCCUCCAAAACAACUCCAAAAUAAUCAGAACAACACAUCAUCAAGUUUCAUCACCAAGAUGCUGCAGUUUCUAGUUCCUCUGAUUGUCUUGGGUUUAGCAGUUGGUAUUCGUUUCUUCAACAACAAAUCAACAUAGCCACUGAAACUGCAUGAACACUUUAAUCUUGUUCAAGCGUUACUAUCAAAUAUAGCUUGUUCUGUUCUAUGGAACUAAGAUUAUAUGGGAUGAAUAGGAUAUACCAAUUUGUUUUUCCUUGUUACUGUCAUUUGUUGUUGAAUUUGUGGUUGUCUUACCCUCACAUUGAUAAGCUACUAGAACAGUUUUCUGCUCCUUAAAGUUCUGGUAGUUUUAGAAUUUGAAGUGUAUGAGAUUCUGGUUACACUAAUAAAGUUACCUUUGGAAAACA
This is a messenger RNA of Vigna radiata var. radiata (mung bean), 864 nucleotides long. RefSeq names its product cytochrome b5. Bases 183 to 593 code for a protein of 136 amino acids. Gene Ontology annotation, molecular function: heme binding. The transcript has 3 exons. Gene Ontology annotation, cellular component: membrane; endoplasmic reticulum. The record is from RefSeq and is a predicted model, not a curated record. NCBI's taxonomy places the organism in Eukaryota, Viridiplantae, Streptophyta, Magnoliopsida, Fabales, Fabaceae.